AUGGCUGCCGAAGCCGCAAAGGCUACUCACUCGCAGAGGCAGCAGAUUGUGGACCCAAUGCCACCGAGCUUCAUGGGCAGCGGGAAGACGGCGAUCUGUCAUGGUGAUGUUUGUGAAACCGGAACUAUGGUGGUGACUACAAGCGGAGUCUCUUCGGCACCGCGUCAACUUGCACCUACGCUGUCGCCGCGCUCGGCUGCCACUCCCCUGGCCCCCAGCAGCCUCGACGACUCUCUGGUCUCCCCUCAGCACGAGCUGUCCAGGGACGAAGAGGAAGGGAACCCUUGCCUGUUGAGAGUCUGCUCCAGCACCGCAGGGCGAAGCGAUGACUCUGGCACAGAAAGCGCCGGCGCCGGGUAUCGUUUUCCUCCGUUGUUCGCCUUUUCUUCGUGGAGGACGAGAUGGCCGGCGGUCUGCGGACGCAGGCUUCUGGCCGCGCUGAAGUUCGCCUGGACUACCGCGAUGGUGACGGUGACCUUGCUCUUGGCUUUGUUGGCCGUGGCGAUUUUCUUUUGGGCGCUCUCGCCGGUAUGCACGUCCUGCGUACGAUCUUCGGGCCAGCUACCAUCUUCGGUGGUGCCGGCUGCCGACGAGCAGGGCACCUCCACCCUGUACAUCAACCAGCUCCAAGUGAUCGGGACUCACAACUCUUACCACCGACGAACGUACGUGCCGGCUCUGAGCGAUUACUGGGACUACCACUACCCGUCGCUGACGGCGCAGCUCGACGCCGGGAUACGGCACCUGGAGCUGGACAUCCACUACGAUUGGAAAACCGGCAGGUGGUUCGUGUUUCACCUGUCCAUUUUGGACGCGGUGUCGUCGUGCAACUGCCUGUCGGUGUGCCUGGCGGAGGUCAGGGAGUGGAGCGACACCCACCCGACGCACCACAUCCUCUUCAUCGAGAUAGAGCUCAAGCUCACGGGUGAUUUCCUGCAGCUCUGUGGGGAGAAAACACCGGACGCCGACCACACUGCUUUCCGGGCGAUGCAGGAGACGGUUAUCGACGAGUUUCCCCUCGACAGAAUCCUCACUCCGAGAGAGGUGCGGGGGGACUACGAGACUCUCACCGAGGCUGUCACUGCGACCACGUCAGCCUCGGAGUUGUUCGUCCCUACCACCAUCUCUUCAACUUCCGCCGAAAGCAGCGGGAGCGGCGGCGUUGCGAGGGAGGGGAUGGCGGGGGGAUGGCCCCUGGUGGAUGAGACAAGGGGGAAGGUUCUCUUUAUCGUAGACUACCAGACCACGAACAUUCUGUGCAGGCCCUCUGUCAGAAAGGCGUUACCAAAGGACGAAACCGUGUUUUUCGAGCGCACGCCGCUGACGGAGAUCAGCCAUUCGGACCUCUUGGCGUUCGGGGAGACCAGAAACUCGGGCGUGAUCGAGGGCAUGGUCCGCUCGGGCAUAAUCGUCAGGAAUCGCAUCCCGAAUCACGAUUGGGACUCGAGGAGUGAUUCCGAGGAGGACGGAGAGGAGCCUCGGCUAACGUACAUCGUCGAUACUCCUGCCCAGCUAGUGGUUUAUGACGACCUCAGAGUAGUGCAGCACGGCAACGCCCAACACGAGGAGAAAGACGGCGUUGCCACGCCCCUCCGUUGCAGGUCAAGGUACGAACGAAAGGCCGGUUUCUCCCCCCCUCCUCCUCUGAUGCUGAUUUGCUACCUAUCCCCGGGGAAAUCGUCCGCGAUCGUCGGGCUUUGUAGGGCAAGGCGUAAGGAACAAAGCGGGUGUGUCAAGUAGAUGGUGGUGCACGAAGGAGACGAUGGUGACGGAUGUAGACAAGGGAAGGUGAAGCGGGAAGCCGACGCUCUUUCCGUUUUUCGACGAUAUUUGCCUUCGAAGGCGUGGUGUGUGUCCUCCUCGACGACAUACAAGCAUGUAUUCUCGGAGGGUACGGUGCGGUAAGAACGCCCAUGAUAACUAACACCGCACUCAAAAGUGGGAUAGAUACAUCUGGUAUUUUCAAAGUACCCUUUUUCAUGGCCUGGAAAUCAAACUCAUGAUCUUGUAGAAAUUAUACGCAUUGUUUAGAACAGAAGCGACAACCAAGGUACCACGCGGCUCGAAGCUAACCGCCCCCCCUCCGCCGGCCCGACCUUGCUGCUUCUCCCGUUUUCUUGGGAUUACCUGUCUGCGCGAUGCAACGUCCCACGACGAGGUGCAGGUGUAGCGCCAUCGUGCCGGAAGAGCAGUGCGUCCUGGAGGGCUUCUGCUAGAUCUUGAAGGUUAUAUUACGGCUCUUCCAUGGAUGUAGGCAAAAUUGAGCAACAAUACAACAGUACGUGUAUUUGAAGAAGGGGGGCAUGAUCACUUGGCUCGCCUUCAUCGAUUCCGUUGUCGUACGUUGAGGCACCGACGGACCAGAAGAUACACCUCUCCGUCCUAUUAGAGAGAACUUCAUGUGUGUGUGUUUAUUUUAUUAUUUACCGGGUCGCGCUCUUAAGAUUUCUGGCAAGUCGGGCAGAGUCGGUAUCGGAGUAAGAAAUAGUGGCAUGACGUCAUGCUUACGAAUACCUUCACUCCAUAAAGUCGGUGUUCUGUGUUUGGGUUCUGUAGCGGGGAACGGGGUAUGGGGUAGGGAGGGGAAAGAGGAGGAGAGUAGGUUUGGGUGAUUUCCCAUUGUUGUUGUUGUGGCGCACUCCGUUACAGCAGUAAGAGCCAUUUUAUUCUGAGGCUCUGCCCCAACAUUUUGCAGAGCCCAGUGUUAGCGUCGUUCCCUAUGGAGCAACGACCAAGAGAGGCGGCCGCGGGCAGGUCGUGCGAACUGGGUAGUAGGUUUAGGCCCAAGAAACGCCAGUUACGUAGAGAGCUGCGGCGUGAAGCUCGAAAUCAUGUAGGACUUUGAGAUUUUUUGUCUUGUUUCAUGCUUCGACUACCCCUUUGUCUGAGUCGAUGCCCUUCUUACGUUGGCGUCGGAUGACCUGACAAAACUAGAUUAUUAGUCGUUGUAUUGACCCUGAGCGUGUUUUGUCAUUGUGUUCGAUGGUUCUGACGUGUGAAUACGUCUAUACAUGUAUCUUGCAAUUCCAGUCAAGCGAAGGGGUUGUGUGGAAAGCACACUCGCUACGGGUGCGAGUGUCCUUUGCCAUACCCGCGAGCGUCCUAUUCGUGUGCCGACACAAUUGAGCUAUUUUCCCGUAGAGCCUUGUCUCCGUUGUACUGUAGUCGGGUUAGCGUUGAGAGCUGCCCGCCCCCCACCCGCCCCACCCACCCUCAAUUUCUCUUUGAGUUGGAAAUAGACCGCUUCCGCUCACUCUUCGUCGUCCGUUGUGGUUCACAUGGUUCGUUCGAGAGCCUCCUGU
This is a messenger RNA of Ectocarpus siliculosus, 3302 nucleotides long. The record is from the annotation of a GenBank genome assembly. Lineage: Eukaryota; Phaeophyceae; Ectocarpales; Ectocarpaceae.